GCGCCGGAGUCUUGGAAUUAAGAACGGGACCGUUAUUCACCGUUACGCUACGAGUGACACCAAACGCACCACGGAGCGCACCAGAGCGACACACUGUCAUGUUUGCUGAUUGGAGUUCGCAUCUUUAUUAUAUAUGAAAUGCUGUUGCUUUGUGAAAAAACAUGGGCAAAAGCUACUUUCAUGAAUUUUGGGCUGCACAGAAAACCAAGGGAGUAACAACUUAACACGUCAUUAAAUGUAGAUAUAUUAAGAGUGACAUUUUUGCGCAUCAGUUGUUUGCGUAGUUUUUAAAACGCAUCGUUUUUAAAAAGGCACAGCUAUGUGUUCAAGUACUCACUUUCAUUUUUUGACAUGGAGGAGCAGAAAAGUUGUGGAAAUAUUGCAUGCUGGAUUUCUUAAUGAUCAAUGACACGAGCUUUUAAUUGUUUUAAUUGAAGUGACAGUUUCACAAUCCGACGUUCCGAUCUAGCUAUCCAUUCACAAGACGCACGCAAAACCUUCAAAGCGAAAGGAGUGUCAAACGACUUUUUUGUUUAUCACUGCAUUCAUUCAUCGCUGAUAUUCUAACUUAUUACCACCAAGAUCAACAAGUUUGUGAUGUCAUGGGCUGAUAUGGGGCCGCGCAGCUGAUCGUGUGGGGGACAAUGUCUGGACCCUGCAUCCGCAUCCCGUUUUGGGUCCGUUUGUUUCUCCUGCUGCUCCUUCAAAGCAGCGCAUCGGAGUGCAGAGUCACUGAGGGCUGUCCGGAGCUCCUCUCCAGCGGCUGCAGCUGCACGGAGGAGCGCGGUAAAGCUCACCCUGCGCCCGGAGCGCGGAGAAAAGUGAGCUGCGGUGGGAAGGAACUGACGGAGACUCCAGAAGUCAGUCUGCUCCCCAGUCGGACUGUUUCUUUAAAUCUAAGCAACAACCGCAUCCGUGUUCUGAAAAAUGGCUCCUUCGCUGGCUUGUACUCCCUCGAGAAACUGGAUCUCCGGAAUAAUUUGAUCAGCACCAUCAUGCCUGGAGCCUUUCUGGGUCUCGCAGCUCUUCGAAAACUUGACCUAUCCAGUAACCGAAUUGGCUGCCUGACUCAAGAAAUGUUCCAGGGACUUACCAACCUCACUAAAUUAAACAUCUCUGGAAAUAUCUUUUCUUCUUUGGAUCCUAAUGUCUUUCUGGAGUUACACUCUCUAAAGCUGGUGAACUUUCAUACGGAGUUCCUGUCAUGUGACUGUGGUCUGCAUUGGGUCCCUGGUUUUUUUCGUAGCGGUUCGGCCCGCCUUGGGGAUGAAACACUCUGCGCGUAUCCCAGGAGGCUUCAAAACAAACCCCUUCGUGAGCUGAGAGAGAGUGACCUCAGCUGUGAUGGUCCACUGGAACUGCAGACCCUGUCUUUGUUGCCCUCGCUGAGGCAGGUGGUGUUUAAAGGGGACAGACUGCCUUUCCAUUGUACUGCUUCCUUGGUGGACAAAAUCACUGCGUUACACUGGCAGCACAAUGGUCGGCUUGUCACCAGUGACCCUACGCAUGGGAUUCAUCUGGAAGAGAGUGUGCAACAUGACUGCACAUUCAUAACCAGUGAGCUGAUCCUGUCAAAUGUCCACAUUGAGGCGAGUGGUGAAUGGGAAUGCGUGGUGUCCACGAGCCGUGGGAAUGCCUCACGAGGUGUUGAGAUUGUGGUACUGGAGAAUAGCGCCUCUUUCUGUCCGGAGCAGAGAAUAACCAACAACCGAGGGGAGUUCAGGUGGCCUAGAACUCUGGCCGGCAUCACCUCGUACCAGUACUGUCUACAGCUGCGCUACCCCUCCUUAACUUUGGGGGGCGGUGUGGAACAGAAGAAAGCGUCACGCUACUGUGACCGUUCUGGACGCUGGGAAGAGGGAGAUUACUCUCAGUGCCUUUAUACUAAUGACAUCACGAGGGUCCUACAUACAUUCAUACUGAUGCCCAUCAACACCUCCAACGCAUUGACUCUGGCACAUCAGGUGCGUACAUACACACUGGAGGCCGUUGGUUUCACUGACACUGUAGAUGUUCUCUAUGUAGCUCAGAUGAUGCAGAAAUUCAUGGACUAUGUCACAGAACUGCGUGAGCUGUCAGAGGUGAUGGUGGAGAUGGGAAGUAACCUGAUGCAGGUAGAUGAUCAGAUCUUGGCUCGGGCCCAGAGAGAGGAAAGAGCUUGCAGUUCAGUUGUAUAUUCUCUGGAGACUCUCGCUUGGCCGCAGCUGCACUCUCACGCUCAGGAUCUUUCUAUUAUUUCUCGUAAUAUCGUGAUGGAGGCUCACUUGAUUCGCCCGGCUCAUUUUACUGGAAUGAGCUGCACGGCCUAUCAGAGACGAGAAGGGACCGGAGGGAGCCAGGUGCAUGAUGGGAUAGAGUCCCCCCUUGAACAACAGUUGCGCUUCCGCUGCACCACAGGGACACACAACACCUCACUCAAUGCUUUUCCUCUUAAGAAUGCAGUAGCUCUUGCUUCAGUGUCUCUUCCCGCGUCUCUUUUUCCUCCGACCGCUCCUCCUGAUUGUAAGCUGCAGUUUGUGGCAUUCCGCAGUGGAAGAUUCUUUCCAUUUACAGGAAAUUUCACCGCACCUUAUGACCUCGCUCGCAGACGUGGUGUCAACACUCCCGUUAUCUACGUUGGCCUUGAGGGCUGCAGCAUGUGGAAUCAGUCAGACCCCAUUAUUGUGUCACUGCGACACACAUCACCUGGUAAUGAUCCUGUUGCGGUUCACUGGAGCGUGCAGGCCCUGAAGCAUCGUGGGAGUUGGAGUCUAGAUGGCUGUCAGGUGGCCCAUACUGAUGCGUCCACUUCUACACUGCGUUGCUCUGUGCUUAGCAACUACGCUGUACUUCAGGAAAUGCCGGAUUUCCCGGGAUCCAAUGCAAUUUCAGUGGAAGUUCUCCACCCUGUGAUCUACACCUGUACUGCAGUGCUGCUUCUCUGUCUCUUUACCAUUAUCAUCACCUAUAUACUGCACCACAGUUCAAUCAGAAUCACAAGGAAGAGUUGGCAUACCCUCUUAAACACGUGUUUUCACAUCGCAAUGACGUCUGCAGUAUUUGCUGGAGGCAUCACGUUGACGGGAUACCCAAUUGUAUGCCAAGCAGUGGGGAUUGUUCUUCACUACUCCUCCUUAUCCACUUUAUUAUGGAUCGGUGUGAGUGCCAGAGUUAUCUAUAAAGAAGCUUUGUUGGGGUCUCCACAGCAGCUUGAAGGCGAGACUGCUGCACAGCCAACCCAGCGGCCCAUGCUCAGGUUUUAUUUAAUAGCUGGGGGUGUCCCACUCAUUAUAUGUGGUAUCACUGCAGCAGUAAACAUCAAUAACUAUGGAGACAACAUUCCUUACUGCUGGUUGGUAUGGCAACCCAGUUUCGGUGCUUUCUACAUUCCAGCUGGAUUGAUCAUUGUGGUGACCUGGAUCUACUUCCUGUGUACUGCUUGUUGCCUGAGGCACCAAAGUUCCAAAGAUCCUCCUUGCACCCCAACCAUCCCGCCGCCCUUGCCGGAGAGCCAACCGGCACUCGGUGGCAGCACCAGUAUGCUGUCAACAGACUCUGCGGUGGGCCCAGUGCAUGCUGCGACUGUGGUGGAAGACCAGUACUCGUUAAAGGUGCAGUGUUUGGCACUGGUGGCAACACAUUUAGUUUUUUUGGGACUGUGGUGUUGCGGCGCUAUGGCGGUUUGGCAUGUGGAUAGAGAACGUAAGCUCUUCAGCUGUCUGUAUGGGGGACUGGCUACUGGAUUGGGGAUUUUCUUGAUCCUUCAUCACUGUUUCAAGCGUCUGGAUGUCCGGACAGCAUGUCUAGGGUGUUGCCCAGGAUACCGUCAAUCCCAACCAAUGUCGGUUUAUACCCAUCCCUGUACUGUCACAGUAGGGGUCCAAAGUGCCUCCGACAGGGGCUCCCAACUUUUCGUAGCAUGUCACCUGCCGACAGACCCCAACAGUUACUCUUCUUCUGCCAGGUCCUCGUCUAAUCAAAGCGGAACAACUAGCAUCGCCGCGGGGCCUUGCAAACUGACCAACCUCCUGCAAGUGACGCAAGAAAACGCAAACAAUGCCACCCGAGGCCCAGCAGGAACUAAUACCAGCACAAGCACAGAGAACAAUGGCAACAAGCUUGCCAACAACCUUCUGCCCAGUCUGAGCAGCACACUGCCCAUCCAGCAGCCUCAAAGGAGGAAGGCUUGUGGUAGAACCAAGGGAACCAGUACCCAGUACCACCACAGAGGGGAUGGCAGAGGGCACUUCCGCCUGAAAGCUCUGCGAGCGGGCGGAGGAGGAAGUAUGGGUGCUUUAGGACCCUCGGGGACAGAACAAAUAAAUAUCCACAAUCAACACAAACAUGCUUCCAGUGAAAACGGAAGUCUACGGAAUAGCCAUUCGGAAAACCAGAACGGACUUCUGACCAAUGGACGGCACAAAGGGGAGGGACUUGCGACAAGCCCCUCGGAAGGAAGUGAUGGAGGUAGUAGUGGAAGUAGAAAGCCGUUCCCGCUGUUGCCCUCGGUGGCGAGUAGGUUUGCCCUACAGCAGAACGCUCAACGGCGCAGCAAAGACAAUCUAAAAGUGGCCGCUGCAGCUGAUAGAGAAUCCAAGCGGAGCUCGUUCCCUCUAAACGUGAUAACAAAUGACGCUGGGACGGUCAGUGCGAUGGCCUCGUUGUCAACAGUUUCGGCACCAAAUGGAACGGUAAAGGGCUCCGUGAAAGAAUUGGACACUAGUGGGACGGACCAAUCGCAAGGUUCGGUUGGUAUGAGGAGCAGGGGAUGGAAAAGCGAAACAACAGUAUAAAAAUAAGCUGUGGGUAUCAUUGACAGAAAUUACAUUUAAAGACCCCAUGAAAUCCAAAUUAGACUACAAUACAGUACCUAGGUAUCCUAACACAGUAUUUUUGCUUAGAGGUAAAUGCAAGUAUUUGUUUAAAGUAUUUCUUUUUUUUAAAUAUGGUGUAAAACAUUGAUGACUCAUCCUGCACUAUUAGCCUAUAAGUCAGUAAAAUUGAUAAGUUUCUUCCCAAUACCACUUGCAAACUAUAUAAUUAAAUAUUAAAUAGCUGAUUAUUUAUCACAGCUGUGGCGUAACUAAAGCCUACUGACUAUUUUUAAAAAUGAAAGAAGAUACAGAAACAGAAAACUAUGUUUCAUAGGGUAUUGAGUAUUCUAGGAGCCAAAGACUAAAUUUAUUUCUCCACAAGAGAAACAUUCGGCUCCUUUUAUGAUCUUCCAGUUUUUAAGUUUUUCUGUUGGUCUGUUAUAUUUCAACAGUCCACCUGAAACAUGCAAGAGCGGUUGCCAGAUAACAGUAACUUGUUUGUUGGCAAUGCUUUUAGUGGCUCUGAAUGUCGGAUGAAGGGCGUUAUGAGAAGUUAAAUGAGGCUAUUUUAUGCAUAUGAGCAUAUGCAAAUGUGGAAGAGCUGGGGUAACAAAAUAUGCAAAAUCGGUUUUUAUGUGUGCUUUUGUUUGUCUUUAACACCACUUAAUCUAAUUAUUAAAAGUAAUGCAUUAAAAUCAUUUAAUUUUGCCAAUGGAUCUGAAGUUUUAAUCUUAGGACAACAAUCAGGUUGGAUUUCAGCUACGCUUCUUUGAUGGUUUUUUUUCUCUCGUCUGUGUUAAUGUUUGUUGUUUGUUUUUAUUCACACAUUUUCAUUUAUGUGUCUGUAAAAAUGUACAUUAUGUGUUAUGUAUGUAUUGUUCGACCAUUACAGUGUUAUUCAUUUUUGUUAACUCAGCACUAAGUAGCUAUUGGUAUCCUUUGGUCAGUCUGACACAAAUGUGGAAAACAAAGACUUGACACAGAUAAUCACCCAGGCCAAAAAUGUCCAUCCUAUGUUAAUUGGUACUGGAAAUGUAAAUCAUUUUUCACUGAUAAGAAGUUUUAGCAAAAAGUGAACUUUUCAAGGUGAAUAGCAUCCCUAUAGUUGAUUUAUAGUGCCCUCUGUUGGGUAGUUUCUGCAAUUAAUCAAAUGCACUGAUAAUGAAUGCUGUUAUUGGACAGAUUACAUCAACAAAACUUUCAUGGUCACUCCAUUGUUACUGAUGGAUUUGAUGAGAAAGGACACGCUUAUUUUGUUGUAGUACCAUGUAAAACAUGGACUUUUUAAGCACUUGGUUUAGGCCUGCCUUAACCUGAUGACCUGAAGAGAGAAUUAGAGAUAUUCUUAUAAAUAAUUAUGUAUUUAUAAUAUACAUAUCAGUAUUAGUGUUUUUGUCUAAUACUAAUGUAAUUAUCAUUACGCAAUUUAUGAUAUUCAGUAAUGUACAUUAGAUUGGAGGCCUAAUCAUUUUUUUAUAAUCUUUUUCAUCUAAAAGCACAGUAUCGUUUCAUUAAAGGUCUGCAUACAUACAUCACUGUUUUUUGUUUCACCAGAUAUAAAAAACACAUUUAAUUCAGCUCAAAAUUUACAAAGAAUUCACAAUUGACCAAGAACUGAAGGAAAAAAAUAUAUCCAAAAAAGUCACAAGGUUUAAAAAGUCACAUUUCCUGUCUUUAGCUUAAACUUCAAAAUAAAAUUAUGUUUAAUGUGUCAGGUAUGUUGCAUGUGCCAAAGAGUCUUAUGGUAAUAAGAACAUUAGAAAUAAGAGCUCUUAUAGAGACAAUUCGCCCCCUACAAGCCAGACACCUCCGUAAACAUUUAUUAAAUAUUAAAAGAUCAUUAUAUUGUGACAAUAGAACUAAUCCUCCCUUUUUCUAAAUCAAAUCCGUAAAGCAUUUAAUUUCAUGGUGACAUCAUUAUUUUUACUGUUUAUUGUGAAGGCUGAUAAAGAUUGAACACCCCCGUGUCAUUAUAGAUUUCAUAUUCUGUAUUAUUUGAGUUGUGUAUAAUUCAGAUUUGUUUUUAGUAGUGCAAAAUAACCUAUACAGUCAAAUCACAAUAGGACUGUGGUCUUUAUUCUUUAAAAUAACUUUUUAAAUGUUAAUGGUUUAUGUGACUGUGUGAUAUUUGCAUGAACAAUUUUCUUUGCCUUUGGCUAUAGGCCCAGCGCUUCUGGUCAGUAAAAGUUCAGUGUUAUUCUAAAUAUUGUUUUGAUUGCUAAAAAGGGGAGCUUUCAAUAAUACAUAUGUAUUUAUAUUUUUGUCAGUCACUUCAAUAUGAAAAUGAUAGCAAAAUUUUUGUAUCGAUUUCAAUAAUAUAUUUGCUCCAGAUUGUGCCUUAUCAAUGACCUGAUGCAAAAUAAAGGUAGGCCUAUUGAGAA
This is a messenger RNA of Triplophysa rosa, 7174 nucleotides long. RefSeq names its product adhesion G protein-coupled receptor A2 (gene adgra2). Gene Ontology annotation, cellular component: plasma membrane; Wnt signalosome. NCBI's taxonomy places the organism in Eukaryota, Metazoa, Chordata, Actinopteri, Cypriniformes, Nemacheilidae. The record is from RefSeq and is a predicted model, not a curated record. Bases 645 to 4772 code for a protein of 1375 amino acids. Gene Ontology annotation, biological process: G protein-coupled receptor signaling pathway; cell surface receptor signaling pathway; central nervous system development. Gene Ontology annotation, molecular function: G protein-coupled receptor activity; protein binding. The transcript has 19 exons.